Messenger RNA from Vitis riparia (riverbank grape), 1071 nucleotides. RefSeq lists its product as uncharacterized. The record is from RefSeq and is a predicted model, not a curated record. The transcript has 6 exons. The coding region runs from base 1 to 1071 and encodes 356 amino acids. Lineage: Eukaryota; Viridiplantae; Streptophyta; Magnoliopsida; Vitales; Vitaceae.
AUGGGGACCAUAGAGUUUCCAGAGAACGUGAAGUCGAGGUCAGAUUUCAAGGACAUCAUGCCACCAAGAAGAGCAGCUUCUUCACAAAACAGUCAGGCUAAUGAUGAUGUACCUCCAGUUGAGGGUUUGCCUCCUGUUGAACGCCAAGCUCGAGCUGCUGGGACUAAUGUUCAGGGACAGUCUUCAUCUUCUAGGGGUAGCUCUUUUGAUGACUUCAAGAAAUUGGGUCCUCCUUACUUUUCUGGUGCUACAGAUCCCACAGAGGCAGAGGCUUGGAUCCUUAAGAUGGAGAAAUUCUUUGGUGUAAUAGAUUGCUCUGAGGAGCAAAAAGCCUCUUAUGCAGCUUUUAUGUUAGAUAAAGAGGCAGAUCAUUGGUGGCGUAUGACUAGGAGACUUUUGGAGGAUCAGGGACCCAUAACAUGGAGACAAUUUCGGGAGGCUUUCUACAAGAAGUAUUUCCCUGACAGUGUUAGGCGGCAGAAGGUGGGAGAGUUUAUUCGUUUGGAACAGGGGGAUAUGACUGUGGCUCAGUAUGAGGCCAAAUUUACAGAGUUAUCACGUUUUUCCCCACAGUUGAUUGCUACAGAGGAGGAAAAGGCAUUAAAGUUUCAGGAUGGAUUGAAGCCUUAUUUGAAGAACAAGAUAUCUAUUCUGAAGCUUGGUGUCUAUUCAGAGGUUGUUGAUAGAGCCCUUAUAGCAGAGAAAGAUAAUGAGGAGCUUCAUCAGUAUAGGGAACAGCAAAGGAAGCGAAAUAGAAGUGAUGGUGCUCAUGGUAAUCAAGCACAGCGAAGGGCUACAUCAGGAAGAAAUCAGAAUAAAGGGAAGCAGCGCAGAAUUUGGAUGGGAUUUGUCCUACUUGUGCAAGGACAUUUGAUCAGAGAUUGUCCAGAGAAUAGGAAGUUCAUCACUGGGAAGCCUAAAGAGGAAAAUAAGGAGGAUAAACAGAAACCCAAAGCCCAAGGGCGGGUGUUUGCAAUGACUCAUCGAGAUGCUCAGGCCACUUCUGAUGUGGUGACAGUAUCUUUUGCUGGUUUGUUGGGUUGCCUGUUGCUAGCAUGGACUUUGAUUUGA